Molecule: messenger RNA, 1995 nt
Organism: Linum trigynum
Lineage: Eukaryota; Viridiplantae; Streptophyta; Magnoliopsida; Malpighiales; Linaceae
Source: the annotation of a GenBank genome assembly
GUUCACUCAACCGAUUUGAAGAUCGUUCUUGAUUAUCUUCAUAGCUGAAAAUGCUCUUUCGCAGCUUGCAGUUGCAACAGGUAAAGUCAACACCAACUUCAACAUCAAGUAAACUAAAGAAUAAAGAGUGUAUGCCUGGGCCAUUGGCUAUUUGGCCUAUGGGUUAUUUUUCUAUUUUAAUUAUAGGCCCAGACCCAACAUACAUCACACAUAUAUAUUGUAUGGGCUGAGAGUCUGUUGUUGUUGUUUUUUUUAAUAGGAAGUGAUAGGAUUAUGAUUUAUGAGUUAUUUUAAACAAAAUUAAUAAGGAUUAUGAUUAAGAUUGAUUUAUUUGGAUAAUAAAUUAUUCGACUAUAAUGAAGGUGCGUUGGCUAUAAUUAUUGAAGGUAUGCGGCUAUCCUGAAGUAAAAAAAUUUGUACAAAAAAUAUGGAGGUUCUUCGUAAAAUUCUCGAGCGAGGGUGUGUCGGAUGACACACCCUUACUAGCCUUAGGUCCGCCACUGAUUGGUGGGGAUUUCAACACGAUACGUGUUCCCGAGGAGACAUCGAAUCAAAGGAAUCCUACUGCAAGUAUGGCUGGCUUCAACUCUUGAAUUGGAGAUAUGGAGUUACUGGAUUACAGGUCAACUGGGCCUCAUUUCACCUAGACCAACAGACAGGUUAAUCGGCCUAUUGCUAGGAAACUGGAUAGAGCACUAGUUAAACUUGAAUGGAUUGAGAAAUUUAAGAACUGUGUUGUUGAGGUGCUCCCUGCCAACUUUUCUGAUCAUUGUGAGGUGCAAGUAAGCACAACAGGCCCUAUCAAAUCUAUGCCUAAACCGUUUAAAUACUUUGAAUUUUGGGCUGAGCAUCCUAGGUUCCUGGAAAUUGUCGAGAAGGCUUGGAAGAUUGAAGUCACAUGGAAUCCAGGGCAAAUCAUUUAAAGGAAAAUGCGUGAGAUUAAGCUGGCUCUAAAAAAGUUUAACAAGGAGGUGUAUGGGAAUCUUCAGGAUCAAGUAAAGGAGGCUGCUGAUGCUUUACAAAGUGCUAAUAUCAAGGCUUUUUCGACUCCCACAGCAGAGCAUUUUGAAUCUGUCAUACAUGCUAAGGAUAGAUAUGAUCAAAUAUCAAAGGCCUAUGAGAGUUUUUGCUGGCAGAAAUCCAGAGUGUCAUGGUUAACAAUUGGGGAUAAGUGCUCUAAUUUCUUUUAUCAAGCAGUGAAAAUACGCAAUUCCAAAAGGGCGAUUAGGAAGCUGGUGAAGGAAUCAGGGGAAGAGGUUUAUCAAACUGACCUGAUUGUUGAAGAAGUGAUUGGUUUCUAUAAGAAGCUUUUAGGAGAGACAAAUUUAGAGAUUAACCCUAGUGAGGAGGAGGUGCAACAACUUGUUCAGCAUAAAAUCCCCCAGGCUGAGUGUGCUGAUUUGAUUAAGACGAUUACAGUUGAGGAAAUAAGAAACGUGAUUUUCGGUAUGAGCUCUCAAAAGGCCCCAGGCCCUGAUGGGUUCUCUGCAGGAUUUUUCAAGAAGACUUGGGGUAUUAUAGGAGAUGAUGUGUCCAAAGGGAUUUUAUUCUUCUUCAAUUCAGGUAAUCUUCCUAGUGGUAUUAACUCCACAGCGGUUUCUUUACUGCCCAAAGUUCCAAAUGCAGAUUCCCUUAAGAAUUUUAGACCUAUUUCUUGUAUAAACUUCCUUACAAGAUAAUAGCUAAGAUUCUGGCUAAUAGAAUUAGGGGGAUAAUGCCUCUGAUUAUAAGUAAUUCCCAGUCUGCAUUUAUUCAAGGAAGAAGUAUCAUGGAUAAUAUACUUUUGGCUCAGGAGUUAGUAAGUGGGUAUAACAGAAAGUGUCUCUCAUCUCGUUGUGCUAUCAAAAUAGACAUAAUGAAGGCUUUCAACUCAGUUAGCUGGAGGUAUCUAUUCAUCAUGAUGAGAACUAUGGGGUUCCCUGAGAAAUUUUUACUGUGGAUCAGGAGCUGUUUGCAAACUGCUCAUUAUAGCAUCAAUAUAAUUGGCAGUCUCUG